AUAAGACCACUGCAAAAUGAACAGUUUCUCUGAUUUUGGUAUUUGUAUGUACAGUAUAUGUUUGAGGUAAAUGAACAUUUUUGUUUUCUUGUACAAACCACUGACAACCUAAAUCCCAAAUGCAUAUAUUGUAAUUUUGAGCAUUUAUUUGCAGAAAAUGAAAAACGAUGUAUGUAUAUUACCCGUAGCGACUUCGGACACACGUUUGACACGCAACCGUUCACACAACUUGCAUGUUUUGGGGGAUUUGGAAGGGAGCCAGAAGAUCCGGAGAAACCCGGAUGAAGCCGACGUGCUACUCGGCAUCAUUAUCGUCACUGUCAUUUUCCUCUCAUUGGAGAUCGGCGUCGUCAUAGCCACAUGCGGCUAUGUGACGCCUACGGAGAUCUCUUCGGUGUUGUUGGCGCCCUCUGCGGGAUACAAGGCGUAACGGCAAGCGAGCGUUUCUAUAGCAACUGUUGUGCGCGUCAGGAGCAGACGGUCGCCGCUGUUUUGGAGCGUGUUCGCACAGCACCGAUGUCAACACAAAGCGCUUUGGGCAAACUGGACGUCGCCGUCCUGAACGCCGAACAGCGGGAGAAACUGCGCCAGUUCAAAAUCCAGACGAGGAUCGACAACGAGAAGUAUCUGAUGGCGCAUCCCGAAGUGGAGGUCAUGGUUGAAGAUUUUCUCAGAGACGUGCUUCUUAAAAGGCCCACUCACAUUCGCGCAUUUGCUGCUGAUCAUUUCACCAACCCCGACCUUCACGCCGUUAUUAACGCCAAAAUGGAGACCAUCAAUAUGGACUCCUAAAAGGCUGACAGGAAGAGGAUGUUUGUCACAGUUGUUUACUCAUUUAGGAAGCAUCUUUUGUUGUAACGGACUGUCGCACUCCAUGAAGCACAAACGCUAUUAUUGUACACCAAAACAUAAUGUCUUCCCUGUAUUGUAUUUCAAACACAGUGUCACUGGAGCGUUGCUUCCAUGUUUGUAUGAGACGAUUCUGCUUUAUAAUCUUACAUUGUAUGCCAUUGAAUAUGUCAUUCUUGUUCAGGAUCUAGUGUAGGUUAUUUCAAAAAUAACAGGUGGGAAAAAAUAAUAAAGGCUGUCCAACCUGUU
Molecule: messenger RNA, 1098 nt
Organism: Phyllopteryx taeniolatus (common seadragon)
Lineage: Eukaryota; Metazoa; Chordata; Actinopteri; Syngnathiformes; Syngnathidae
Gene: riiad1
Product: RIIa domain-containing protein 1
Exons: 4
Coding region: 361-792 (143 amino acids)
Source: RefSeq, a predicted model, not a curated record